AUGUUGAUAUAUCCAGUCAAAUUAAACAAGGAGAUUCGCUUCCAGGAAACGGCGUUGCCAUGGCCGAAGAGUUGUCUGGGUAAUAGCAAUGACGGGCUGACGUUCUGGUUGGCCGAGGAGAAGGACUAUGUUGACGUCAUGGGCAUUUCGGAUAACAUUUAUCGAGGUAAUGACUACCUUCCUCAUCGCUACCACUCCUGGAUGACUGAGCCAGGUAGAGUCGUCAUGCUGGCCAGGCGGGGAGACAAACUGGUGGCGCUGGAGUCGGGUCUGCUGGUUGACGACGGCUGUACGGUCGUGGUGGAGGGCCUGAGGGUGUGUCCUAGCGAGAGGGGGCGGGGCGUGGCGGGGGUCAUCCAGCGGUUUCUAGACGACUACCUACAGAAGCUCCACCCCUCCAUCAGGGUCAAGAGACUGACCAGGGGGGUCGAACCCGGAGCGGAGAGACUGGCUAAGUUCACCCUGCUGGCCAAACGGGCUGUUCUAUCAUUGGUUGGUGAAGCUGUCAGUUUCCACACAUUCUCAUCUCACAUCAGGAACAAACUACACUCCAGCACAGGAACAGGAAGUGACUCGGGUAAGUCCGUCCCUCACCUGGUUCCCCUGGACGACAAGCAGCUGAGGAAGGUUCUCCUGGACCCAGACCUGCCCUCCAGGGCCCAACUUCCCGGCGGCGCCAUCAUCCAGGACUGGCAGCCCUUGCAGCCAAUAGAAGCCAACCUAGAGAUCCUGAGGAGGCGGGAUCUAUCCUGGUUGGUCGACGACCAGGAAAAACCCACCUUCCUCAGCUUCUACACUCCUCCUUAUCCAAUCCCGUACGAGGGAGGGUCCCUGCGCCUCAACAUCGACAUGUUUGGAACGGACGCCAUCUUUGCACGGGCAGCGCUUGUCGGACAUUUUGAGAAGGUUUUGGCGAGCGGGGUGUUUAGUGGCAAUGGGAUGCUGAUGCUGCGUGUGCACAUGGACUGCUCACUGUGGGAGGGCCUGCAGGGUUUCUGUGAGGGCUUUGAAGGGGUGAGGAAGUUUAGAGGCUACUGGGAGCAGGAGUUUCUGGAAAGACAGUUUUAGAGGGGCAGGGGAGGGAGAGAGAGCUGUUUAAAAAAAGUUAUUUAGCUUUUAUCCAAAGAAAGGUACAGCACAUGGGGGAUUUGAACCUUCUAUAAUUUGUUCUGCAGUUUUUUAAAGUUUCAUAUCUUCCACUGGAUGGACCCAUUGUCCUCCAUGUAUCUGUAUCUGUCGCUUUCUGCUUUCAUUCCAAUGCAUUUUUGUCCUGUCUGUAUCAGAGCUAUCAUAUAUAAUGUUUCUAUAUUUGUAGAGCUAUAUUAAAACUUUACGUUUUAAGUACCACU
Messenger RNA from Osmerus eperlanus (European smelt), 1349 nucleotides. Its product is annotated as histidine N-acetyltransferase-like. The coding region runs from base 1 to 1068 and encodes 355 amino acids. The transcript has 5 exons. Gene Ontology annotation, molecular function: acyltransferase activity, transferring groups other than amino-acyl groups. The record is from RefSeq and is a predicted model, not a curated record. Lineage: Eukaryota; Metazoa; Chordata; Actinopteri; Osmeriformes; Osmeridae.